This is a messenger RNA of Lepisosteus oculatus (spotted gar), 2807 nucleotides long. RefSeq names its product chromobox homolog 8b (gene cbx8b). Gene Ontology annotation, biological process: negative regulation of transcription by RNA polymerase II. The record is from RefSeq and is a predicted model, not a curated record. Lineage: Eukaryota; Metazoa; Chordata; Actinopteri; Semionotiformes; Lepisosteidae. Gene Ontology annotation, molecular function: chromatin binding. Gene Ontology annotation, cellular component: chromatin; PRC1 complex.
GGGCCAAUGGGCUGCUGCUAAACCGGUCCACCGACGGCGGUGCCAUGGCAACCCAUAAAAAAAUACGGGUGACGUCUCUCUUUUGGUGAGUAUUAUGGGCUGCCUGGAAUUAAGCAGCUAGUUGAGCAGAGGAAAAAAAUAGCCCGAGAUCGAAGUAAACAUGGAGCUGUCGGCUGUAGGGGAGCGGGUGUUUGCGGCCGAGUCCAUCAUCAAACGGCGGAUAAGACGGGGUCGGGUGGAAUACCUAGUGAAAUGGAAGGGCUGGUCUCAGAAGUACAGCACCUGGGAGCCGGAGGAAAACAUCCUGGACGCGCGCCUGUUCUCCGCCUUUGAAGAGAGGGAACGCGAGCGGGAGCUGUUCGGGCCCAAGAAGCGAGGGCCGAAGCCCAAGACCUUCCUGCUGAAGGCCCAGGCGAAGGCGAAGGCCAAGACCUACGAGUUCCGGAGCGAGGCGGCCCGGGGUCUGCGCGUGUCCCCCCCCGGCCAGGACCCCGCCGCCCCCCCCCGGGCUCGGGAGGGCCUGCGCACCAUCGUGCCCACCAUCUUCCCGCCCAGCACCGUCAACAGGGGCGAGAGCGUGCGCGUGCGGCCCGCCGAGCCGGCCCGGGAGCACCGCAAGAGAGGGCCCAAGCCCAAGUGCCGGUUCCAGACGCCGCCGGACUGCGGCCCGCGGAGGAGCCCGGCGGAGGAGGCCGGGCCGGGCCUGAGCGUGAUCCAGCUGGCCCGGAGGGAGCACGAGGACGGCGCCUGCCUCCAGCGGGGGGGGUGGGCCCGGCCGGGGGGCAGCUCGCACGGCUAUGGCCUGCAGGGCGGCGCCCACGCGCGCAGGCCCGGGUACGAGCCCCCGGCCUGCAGGACUGAGGAGCGUCCUGGUGCCGUGGCCUGCUCGCACCCCAGGUUACAGUUCACGUACCCCUCGGCCUGCGCCCCGCCGGGCGGCGACCCCCAGAGGGGCCCCUCGGAGCCGGGCGAAGACUCCUGGACCCCGUCGCUGGACAUCGUGGAGAAGGUGGUGGUGACGGACGUGACGACGAACUGCCUGACGGUGACCAUCAAGGAGAGCAGCACAGACGAGGGCUUCUUCAAGGAGAAGAGAUGACUCCUUUCUCCGGUGGUCUUGUUUUGGGAAGCGGGGGUUUUCCUUGGCCGAUCUGAAGAGAUCGUUUUCCCCCCUCCCCGAACUGAAACAGGAAAAAAAAAAAACACGAGCGGAAAUUUCUAUUCAAACGUGAUAAAUAAUUUUCUAUGAUUGUACAGAAACAGAACUUCUCUAUAUAUAGAUGAUAUAUAUAUAUACUACACGUGUGUGUACUUUUCAAAGCGUUUAUUUAAUGUGAUGACCAAAUUCCCUGGAGCUUUCUCCCGGCUCACGUCCGGCCACAGCGCGGACACCUGCGCUGGUCACCUGAAGGCCUGCGUGUAGGGCUCUCCCUGAACCGGACACCGCCGCCCUGAAGCGCUUGCACGCCGCAGAGACUGUCAAGUAGGUGCUUCUCCUUCAAGCGUGGACCCGUGGUCAUGUGACCUGUUGACGUAUCGUUUUUUCUUCUGCUUUGCACUGUCGUGUUGGACCACAGAAUCCCGUGACCCAGAGAGAAGAGAAGGAUUGCAGAAGUCAGGUCAGCGUCUGCUCUCCGCACUAUACCUAUAGGUCGUAAAAAAAAAAAAAUCUGAACAAUAAAAUUAGGUAGUGGGACCGCAGUUCCUAAUAAAGUUUCAAUGAAGUUCUAAUCGACUAUAAAUAUGUACAUUAAUGCUUGAAAAGCUUUUUUUUUAUUCAAGGAUAACAGUAAAGUCUUAUUUUUAGCUUAAAUCUUUGGAGGUUGUGGCGAGCCUCCCGUGUAAAACCAGCGGUCGGGUGAAAAUGAUUUAGUAUCACCCACUGGAGGGUUAAUCUUAGUAUUAAUCUCAGUGUUAUAAUGUUAGUAAAUACCAAGGAUUGUUAUCUACUGGAGACAGAUAAAUGAUGAAAUUAAACGAGCGAAAUACGGUCAUAUUUUAGGGGUGGUGAAACAUUUCGCUUUUGCUGAGUGAGGUUUAUAUCAUUCCUGUCAAUGGAGGUAAAUAGAUAAUUAGUUCGAGAACAUUCAUUAAUUCACCUUGUUAAUUAAUGCAUUAAUGCCCCCAUCAGACAGCCGACUCCAGUUGUGUUGCAGUUAACAGAAAACGGGCUUUGUCCCCUUGUCAAUAAAACACUUGGGCACAAGACGCCUCUGACGUGGCCUGGACGCCAGUUCGGUUACAGCGGGCUCGAUAUUCUUUCUUUUCCAAAUUUGUAGUGAGACUUUUCUAUCGGCCUCUGCGGCUCGGUUCUGUUUCUCCUGGGUCGCCAGUGAUGGUCCAGAUAUGACCACGGGCCCGCCUCUUUCCCUGGACGGGGUUCUCCCGGCACAGACGGCGUCAUUUCCUUGUUUGCUCGUUCUGAAUGAACAUAAAAUACCGCAGGACCUGGUCUGCUUUCCCCAGCCGUUACUGCGGUUCGGGCCCUGAUGUUUCCUGGUUUGUUCUCGGGUUGAAAUCGGAAGUUGGACUCUCCCGGGGUUUCCAGGCUGCGCUCGGAGUGCGUCUUCGUCCGCCCUGUUUUAAACAUCUGGCCAGUACGAAAAUGACGCGCUGUACUGAAACCCACCAUCCUCCCGUUAGGCGUCUCCUCGGCGAUACCGCGGUGUGGAAAGAGGAAGGUUUCUGCUGUUGUCCGGUUUUAUAAAAAAAAAUGAACCCUUUGUGAUUUGUUUCUUCCCCCAUCUCGGCUUGCAAUCAGCAUUUAAUGCCGCAACGAGGAAAUAAAAUUCGAUUUGUAGACACCA